This is a messenger RNA of Spinacia oleracea (spinach), 770 nucleotides long. RefSeq names its product chaperone protein dnaJ 11, chloroplastic. NCBI's taxonomy places the organism in Eukaryota, Viridiplantae, Streptophyta, Magnoliopsida, Caryophyllales, Amaranthaceae. The transcript has a single exon. The record is from RefSeq and is a predicted model, not a curated record. The coding region runs from base 128 to 595 and encodes 155 amino acids.
AUUGUUAAAAUAUAAAUGAUGUAAAUAAUAUCGCCCUUAUUUGUACCAAAAAUGCGCCCCCACGAAUACCCGUUGUACCACUUCUCAGUUCUCACCCAAAACUACCUUUCCAAGUUCCAACCAUCCAAUGCUCUCAUUUCCUCUCUCCUCUUCCUCAUUCACCUCCGUCCAACUGAAAUCUUCCAAACGCCUUGCCGGAAACUUCUCUCCUUCACCGGAAACUGUCAGAUUCCGACGCUUUUACGCCGUUGCUGCUACGGCUUCGCCGGAAACCGCUUCCAGUUCAUUCUACGAGGUAUUGGAGAUCUCGAUCGGUGCAACCUACGAGGAGAUCAGGGCGGCGUAUCGAAGACUCGCGAGAUCCUGCCACCCUGACGCCGCCACCCGAGGAGAGAUAAAGUCCCCCGACGAUUUCAUGAGAGUUCACGCCGCUUACACCGUAUUAUCUGACCCCGACAAACGCGCCGACUAUGAUCAGAAAUUGUCGCAAAUUCCCCUGCCGACGGAGAGACCGUUCCCAGGAUUAUCGGCAUCUCCGACGUCGUCUUUCUGUCGGGUUCCCCGGCGAAAUUGGGAGACGGAUCAAUGCUGGUGAUGACAACAUAAUUGUACAAAGUCAAACGGCUUUAGUUUAUUUAAUCCGGUUUGAAAUGGUUUAUGGUUGUAUAAUUACAGUUUAGGUUUAAGCCCUUUAUUUCCUCUUUGUGGUGGGUGUAUUGUGUAUAAUGUAAAUAUUAUGGGUUGAUUUGAGCUCUUGCUGACUAUAAUAA